Dracunculus medinensis (Guinea worm) is the source of this 1191-nucleotide messenger RNA. Lineage: Eukaryota; Metazoa; Nematoda; Chromadorea; Rhabditida; Dracunculidae. The record is from the annotation of a GenBank genome assembly.
AUGAAAUUUCGAAAAGAUAUACAAGGGCUUCGAGUUCUUGCAAUAAUAAAUUUGUUCUUAUUUCAUGCAUAUCAUAUUAAAUUCCCGAAUGGAUGCAUUGGAACUGAUAUAUUUUUCGUUAUCUCGGGUUAUCUUGCAAGAGUAAAAUUAGAUCGUCCAUUUGGUAUCCAAGGUCUUAAAGAUUACGCUGUUAGAAGGAUCAAACGUCUUCUUCCCUUAUAUUAUUCUACGAUAUUUAUAGUGAUAAUUUAUGUACGACUAUGUUCUGCAAGUGAAUCAGUCGAUCAUCUGUCGAAGAAAGCAUUUAAAGCUUUUACAUUUGUAAUGGAUGGUGCUAUUCAAAGCCGUUAUUUUCCUGAGGCUGUUAAAAGCGAUUCGUGCAUGUGGUCAUUGCCUGUCACCUUGCAAUUUCACACUGUUGCACCGACUUUGGUUAAUAUAAGACAAAAGAUAGAUUUUAUAACGGGUUUGACAGGUGUGUCGCUGUGGGCAAUUUCACCACUAUCAUUCUUUAUCAGCAUCGAUAAACGCUUUCAUAAGAUAAUCGCUACAGUAGCUACAGCUUGGAUAUUAGCAAAUAAACUAAACUGGUCGAUAUUUUAUCAUCGAUCAGUUGUAUUCGUUGCUGAUCGAUCGUAUUCAAUUUAUUUAACUUAUUUGACUUAUGUGUUAUUUACCAAAGCUACGAAAGAAAGUAAUAUAUCAGUUAAUUUCCAAGAUCAAUCUACAACAGCGUCAGAUUCUAUAAGUAUGAACCAUCUGUUAUUCGAUGAAAAAUCAUUGUCUAGGAUCAUUAAAUUGAAUCAACUUAAUAAAGCUGGAAAUUAUCCGUCCCUUCCUGGACUGAAGAUGAUCGAUGAUUUGCCGCUAAUUUCAAAGCUUAAAAAAAUUGGUGGUUCUGGAAAUACUAGUGUGGUUAUACUUGGAAAUAGCUUUGCUAUAUCGGCGCUCUAUUAUGUAGUCCCAGCCUUCGGUAUAUCGAAGAUUCGCCAUAUUAAACUGCUUUCUGCUCCGGGUUGUUUGCCGAUCUAUAAUAUCAGAGCGCAAUUUAAUCGUUGGCCAAAAUGUCCUGAAUUUUUUAAAGAAACAAUGAAUAAAACGAGAAGUGCUUGGAAUAAGAAUCUGAAAAAUGUAGAAAAGCUUGAAGAGUUGGAUAUGAAUCAAAUCUUUCAGUAUACAGCAAUUCGUUGA